AUGCCUGUUAUACCGUGGGCUGUGUUUGGGGAGGGCUCUCGCAAGCAGACGGAAGAUGUACAGACCAGCUGCUUCUGUGUUUCUCCCCCUAAGGGGCCCCCCUCUCCUCUCCUGGCGGCACCAGGGGCCCAGCAUGCAGCUUCUAGAGAGUUUCGCCAUAGACAACAAAAGCAGCAGAAGCAGCAGAAGCAGCAGAAGCAGCAGAAGCAGCGGCUCAUCAGUGAGCUGCUGGAGGAGGCUCUAGAGGAAUACAGCGAAGACGAAGAUGAUGCCGCGGCAAUCAACAGCAGCAGCAGCAGCAGCAGCAGCAGCAGGGCAACGCCAUUACCAGUGGUUGUGCCUGCUGUCUUUGGGAGAUACCCCUACGAUGGAGUUGCUGCUUCUGCUGCUGAGGUCCCCUCUAUUCUGUUGCGCUGCAAGCGAGCAGAGGAGCAGCAAGAGACGCUGCUGCUGGCAGCAGCAGCAGCAGUAUCUGCAGCAAUGCAGGAGCAGCUGCAGAGCAUCUGCCGAAUCGUCCGAACCCACGCAACUGUGGGGGCUUUCGAGCGGCUGCAGCCCGAGGCUGCUUGUGCUGCCUCUACUCCUAACAGCAGCAGCAGCAGCAGCAGCAGCAGCAGCAGCACUAGGAGGGGAAGAAGCAGCCUUUGUGAGUUCCUUCCCGUUGUCAUUAUGCAUGUGGGAGCAGAUGUUGAGGACCACCGGUUGGCGGUGCGGAUGCUGCAGCUGCAGCUGCAGCAGCAGUCGAAGUGCUGCUGCGGGGGCAGACAUAGCAGCCGCGUCAGCAGCAACAGCAGCAGCAACCGCGAUGAUGAACUGUUUUUGAGGCAAGUUGUGUUGAGAGCAAUGAGCUGCACCAACGCUCAGGCGGCGUUGCGUGCGGUGUACGCACAGCUCAAGGCGAGCAGCUGCUGCAGCACGUGCAUCGGCCGCAACAGCAGCAGCAGCAAUAGUGGCAGCAGUGGCAGCAGAUCAGAGGAAGCCGGAGGGGAUGCAGCGGCAGUCCCCGAGGAGGUUGCUGCUGACGCAGCUGCUUCUGCAGCAUGGGGCGAAUUCGAGGGUUUGUGGGCGCAGCAGCAGCAGCAGCUGCUGCUGCGGUGUCUCGAGGGAGCGGCAGAAGAUAGUAGCAGCAGCAGCAGCAGUGCACAAGGCCCCAUACCUGCACCUGUAGCAGACGAGGAUGAUGGGAGUUACUGGGGCCCAGACCAAAGCAGCAGACUGGGGCAGCUCUGGCGCAAGCUGCUGCAGCAGCACAACAGAGGCUUCUGCUGCAGGUGGCGCAGCAAGGGGGAGGGAUGCUCGGUGCGCACCCGCUCUCAGCGGCAGGCAGCAGCAGGAAGCAGCAGCAGCAGCAGCAGCGAGAGCUCCUCGGCUGAGAGUGGCGACGACAGCAACCGUAGCCCCGGAGCAGCAGCAGCAGCAGCAGCGAGAGCUCCUCGGCUGAGAGUGGCGACGACAGCAACCGUAGCCCCGGGCAGAAGUCUAGCAGCAGGAGCCCUCUUCGCCGCCGCCGCCGCCGCAGCAGCAGCAGCAGCGACAGCAGCAGCAGCAGGAGCAUCUUGGUGA
Eimeria mitis is the source of this 1563-nucleotide messenger RNA. RefSeq lists its product as uncharacterized. The record is from RefSeq and is a predicted model, not a curated record. Lineage: Eukaryota; Apicomplexa; Conoidasida; Eucoccidiorida; Eimeriidae.